This is a messenger RNA of Trichoderma breve, 1239 nucleotides long. Its product is annotated as oxidoreductase family, NAD-binding rossmann fold domain-containing protein. Bases 1 to 1239 code for a protein of 412 amino acids. Lineage: Eukaryota; Fungi; Ascomycota; Sordariomycetes; Hypocreales; Hypocreaceae. Gene Ontology annotation, molecular function: nucleotide binding. The record is from RefSeq and is a predicted model, not a curated record. The transcript is spliced from 3 exons.
AUGGCGGGCUUGUUUACUUUUUUCCGCAGAAAUUACACUGCGUCUAACCCGCCAAGUGUCCCCAAAUCCCCCGAUCCCAUACGUUUUGGGAUACUGGGCGCCGCCAAUAUUGGGCCGGAUGCUCUUUUUAUCCCGGCCCGCACCCACCCGGAAGUUGUGAUUCAAGCUGUAGCCGCGCGAGAUAAAGCAAAAGCAAAACAAUAUGCCGACAAACACGGUAUCCCAGUGGUACUAGACUCUUAUGAGGCCUUGAUUGCUGAUCCAUCCAUUGAUGUUGUUUACAUUGCUUUGCCAAACGGUCUUCAUUUUCAUUGGGCACUGGCAGCACUUGAAAAGGGUAAACACGUAUUAUUAGAGAAGCCAUCUGUAUCCAAUGCGGAAGAAGCGGAGCUGCUCUUUCACUCCUCUCUCUUGAAUAAGCCUGGAGCGCCUCUUUUGCUCGAAGCAGUACAUUAUAAUUUCCACCCGACAUGGGAAUACUUCAUGUCUCAAAUCAGCCAAGCCGACGUGGUUUAUGCGAGUCAUACGGUAUUAGUCCCUACGGGCAUCAUCAAACCAUCUGACAUACGAUACAACUAUGCCUUGGCCGGCGGGGCAAUCAUGGACAUUGGAUCAUAUGGAAUAUCGGCACUACGAGCUAUCUUCGGAUCAGAGCCAGAAUCUUGCAUCGAGUGUAAUAUGAAACCAACGGUGCCGCCGGCGAGCGAGCUUUGUGACGCAGAGUAUACGGCCAAACUCCAAUUCCCCAACGGCGCGAUCGGAGAGAUACAAGGAACAUACAAUGAAUCAUGGUUAAAGUUCCGACUUCCCCACAUUGAAGUUUUGCAUCGAGGGGUUGAAGUUCACGACGAUUCUCUCGGGCCCAACCAAGUGAAAAUACGGACACGAAAGGUGGUGUUUUACGGGCACAUGUUUGCCACCAUAUAUAAUCGCAUCGAUACAGAAGAUACGUAUGAAGUGCGCAACAAAGACGAUCAGCAGCCCAUCAAGACGUGGACGGAAAAGAAGUGCAAAUCGGUACAUUCUUUCCGGGAAAUUGACGUGGAACAACCUGGCGAAUUUUACUGGAAGUCUUACCGAUAUCAGCUGGAAGAAUUCGUCAAUCGAAUCAAAGGUCGCAGGGGAAACGGCAUAUGGGUUUCGGCAGACCAAAGUAUAGCACAGAUGAAGGCCAUAGAUAUGGUGUAUGAGAAAUCUGGCUUCGGCGUGCGGCCGUCUCAUGAGCGGCCAGUUUCAUAG